This is a messenger RNA of Platichthys flesus (European flounder), 2236 nucleotides long. It is a transcript of the gene cnrip1b, whose product is annotated as cannabinoid receptor interacting protein 1b. Gene Ontology annotation, biological process: negative regulation of signaling receptor activity. Bases 88 to 576 code for a protein of 162 amino acids. The record is from RefSeq and is a predicted model, not a curated record. The transcript is spliced from 3 exons. Gene Ontology annotation, cellular component: plasma membrane. Gene Ontology annotation, molecular function: type 1 cannabinoid receptor binding. Lineage: Eukaryota; Metazoa; Chordata; Actinopteri; Pleuronectiformes; Pleuronectidae.
UUCUCCACACGGAACGUCUCCAUCUGUCUGAGCUGAUCGACACGGAUCGAGCCCGGUCACACGAGGAUCUACCGUCUGUAUGGAAACAUGGCCGACGUCCCGCAGAUCGUCAAAAUUGGGAUUUCACUGAAGAUGCUCCCCAACAACACCGCGGUGUUCUUCAAAUCAGACGGAGCUCGCUUCGGACAGACCCGGACCAUCAAGCUGCUGACCGGGUCCAAGUACAAGAUCGAGGUGGUCGUUAAACCCGGAGCCGUCGAGGCCACGUCGAUGAGCCUGGGGGGGGUGACCUUCCCUCUGGAGCAGCAGUCCAAAGACCCCCAGUCGGUGGUGUACAGCGGCCGGUACGACACCGAGGGCGUGACGCACACCAAGAGUGGAGAGAGGCAGCCGGUGCAGAUCAACAUCCAGUUCACGGAGGCGGGGGAGUUCGAGACCGUGUGGCAGGUGAAGUACUACAACUACAACAAGAGGGACCACUGCCAGUGGGGCAACAGCUUCAACAGCAUCGAGUACGAGUGCAAACCCAACGACACGCGCACGCUCAUGUGGGUCAACAAGGAGACGUUUAUCUGACUGACACGUUCAGUGUGUGUUCUACACAAAAUUACUAACACAAAGUGUGUUGUGUCUCAUUGUGAAAGUUUCUGUCGCUCAAAGGGAUUUGUGCAUUUAUCCUUUUUCUGUUUCUACGCUCAUUCUGGUCCUCUUGUUUUGUUUUACCUGUCACUUCUACCUUUCUGAAAACAGACACUAAAACUUUAAAAUCACUUAAAAUCACUUAAAUGAUUUAUUUAUUGGAUAAAUAAAAGCAUAUUUUCUUCCAGACCAUAAUAUUUACUGCUGAGUCAGCCCCUGAGGCUCAGAUCAUGUGACACAGAUCACGUUUUCAGUCUUUCAACAGUUGAUGAUGGUGAAUAUACAAUUGAGUCGUGAUAAUUUACAUUUAAGGUUAAAAUGAAAACUGUAGCACUUGUCAAAACUUUCUUUAAAGUAAUUUUAUAUAUCCAAAGACUAAUUAGUUAAAUUAUAUUUUGAGAUAAAUAUGUUUUUGAUGUACAGAUGAGUUGUGGUAUCAGGUCGCCCUCCAGUGUACGUGUAACACUUGUGUUAAUGUACGGUGUUGUAUGUGUGUGAGUGUGUGAUUUUGACAGUGUGUGUGUGUUUUACAACCGGUGCUUGUACAGACGUGUUUAUUUGUAUUUUUGUACUUUGAAAAUAUCGUACGUGUGAGAGAGAGUUUAUUUUCAAAAAUGACAUUUCCAGAAAUUCAAGCCAGGUCCGUUCUUAUAUAACAUCCAAGUCUAGUGUCCUUGAAUUAGUGGCAGUUUACUGAAUGGCCCGAAACUACAACUCUCUCCAUGUGUCCUUGAAUGGAAACUCCAUCUGCAGCUCCUGAUGUUAACAAAUAGUUCAAAUGACUUAAGCUACUUUAACAAGAGCAAUAACUUGUACAAGGAUUGAAGCUCAGUAGCGGCUCAGUAUGGAAGCGCCACAUUAAAAUAUAAAACGUUUCCCUUCAUAACAUAACUUUCAUAAAAUCAUGAGAUUGUGUCCGUGGUGGAGGUACCACUUAGAUUUAAAUAAACAAUUGUGUUGUUUUGUGUAGUUGCUGUGAACUUUAAAACCAUUUUCAGUCCCUAUCAAAUGGUUGUAGAUGUUGCGGUGGACCAAGCUGCCACCCAGUCGUUAUUUAAAGAGUCUAAAGGAGUGACAAGUUAACACAGUUGCACAAUUCAUAACAGAACAAAAUAACUUUGCCCAAUUGUGCCUUGGACUAACCCAAAUUCUCAGUUUUCAAAUUAUCAUGGUGUUUUGGAACGACUCUCUCUGUGUGGCUGUGUGUGUCUGUGUGUGUGUUAUUUUGUGUGCAGUAUAAUGCAGUAUUGGAAGGUAGAUUUGUGUACUCAGAUGAAGUUGUGCUCCUACGUACAGGAUGUUGGUUUGUCUACCUCUCCCAAAGAACUUAGCCAAGAAUACUUGUGUUUGUUAAAAUGAAAUAUUGACAUAUCUGCAAGAACAAUCAAUUUCUCGUGUUAACUAUUAAUAUUUAAAAAUUAAAAUAGUACUUUUGUGCAGUGAACCAUUUGAAGUGUUUUUAUAGAUAAUAAUCUUGUGUUAUUUUGGUAUAAAUUACAUAUUUUUGUGAAAUGUUCAAUUUGACCUAUGCAAGAAACCAGAGCAAAAAAAAAACGAUGAAAUUGUGCAAUAUAGUUGUUUAUAAAAUCUACAUUCU